This is a messenger RNA of Clonostachys rhizophaga, 606 nucleotides long. The record is from the annotation of a GenBank genome assembly. Lineage: Eukaryota; Fungi; Ascomycota; Sordariomycetes; Hypocreales; Bionectriaceae.
AUGCCUCGUCAUCACGACCAGUACGCAAACGAUCCCUAUUACUACGAUUAUCCUCCCACGUCGCACAGGGACUAUCAUCGCUCGCACAAUCAUCAUCAUGGCGACGUUAUUCGACGACCACGAGCCCAAUCUCCGCCCUACCGACGAAGCCGGAGCCUAGAUCACGCUCACAGGGAGAGGCUCCGAAGCCCACCGCGAUCCAGACAUCACCACGGACAUCGAAAUCACUCCCCAUCCCCUGAGCGCCGACCGCCUCACCACCAUCACCGUGCUCACCAUAGAGACCACGGCGGUUCCAGGCGACCCAGGAGCUCCUCUCUCUCCAACGAGCGGCUCGGCCACGUCGCCAAAGCAGCAGUUGACGCCGCCGCCAUCGAGGCCAUUCGCCAGCGACACCAACCCGGGACGUGGACAGGCAGCAAGGGCGCCCGAGUCGCGACGGCCGCUGUCGGCGCUGCUGUAACCGACCACGUCAUUGACAAGGACCCAAAUAAGGGCAAGCGGCACUUGGUGGAAUCUACGCUGGGAGGGCUCUUGGCCAAUCGGCUCAUCAAUGGAUCUCGGGACGACGCAAAGCGUCGAGAGUCUGUACAUCGACGGAGAUGA